AGAGGAGUUCCGAAUGAUCGCACUUUGAUCAUCUUUUCUUUUGGAUGGGAUGACAGCAGAACCGAGCCAUGAGUCGCGACUCAGGGGAACGAGAACCACUUCUGGGGAACCAGCCCAGGAAACGAGCAGGUUCAAACUACACUGGGGAAGAAGGAGGCCUGAGCUCCAGCGCACUACCUCCAUCGCACGAGAGAGAGACGGGAGAAGAAGAGAGCAUAAUGGGAUUUACUGUGGUGGUCAAGAGAGCGGCCAAGAAGCAGAUCAAUGCCUGCUGUAGCAAGGAGAAUCUGAAAACUAAACUUCCAAUUACUAAAUGGCUUCCAAAUUACAGUCUGCAAGCCUUACAGUGUGACCUGAUUGCUGGAUUGACUGUGGGACUGACAGUGAUUCCUCAGGGACUGGCUUAUGCUAAAAUUGCUGAUUUACCACCUCAGUAUGGCUUGUAUUCGGCUUUCAUGGGAUGCUUUGUGUACUGUUUUCUUGGAACGGCCAAGGACAUCACACUAGGACCGACAGCCAUCAUGUCUCUCAUGACCGCCACCUUCGCCACUUCCCCGAUUGAGGAGGACGCCACAUACGCCAUUGUUCUCUGUCUCAUCACUGGUUGUGUACAACUCUUAUUAGGCCUUCUUAACUUAGGUAUAUUAGUGAACUUCAUCUCUUACCCCGUAAUCAAUGCAUUUACGUCGGCAGCUGCCAUCACUAUCGGUUUUGGCCAAGUGAAGGGGAUUUUAGGUUUAACUCAUAUUCCAAGAGAUUUCCCAGAAAUGGUGUAUGAAACUUGCAAAAAGAUUCCAGAGACCAAGAUAUGGGAUUUAGUCAUGGGAUUGGUAUGCCUAGCCCUGCUCUACGUGCUCAAGAAACUUCGAACUAUCAACUGGAACGAUGACCUGGAUGGGCCAGGACCCAAUCGCUGUGUGAGGUUCUGUCGGUACCUUAUAUGGCUGAUUGGCACAGCUUCCAAUGCCAUUGUUGUAAUCUCGGCCUCCGGUGUGGCAGCCAUUUUGAUUAGUCAGGGCAAAAACAACACACUGUCCAUCACUGGACAUCUGAAGCCUGGGCUGCCAGAUUUCAAGCCUCCAGAUUUCUCCUACACCAAAGACAACAUCACAAUAACAGCUUCAACCAUAUUCUCAGAUAUUGGUGCAGGUUUUGGAAUUGUACCUUUACUUGGGCUCGUAGAGCUCAUAGCCAUAGGGAAGGCAUUCGCUCGACAGAAUCACUACAAAAUAUACCCAAGUCAAGAGCUCAUUGCUAUAGGUUUUGCCAAUAUCAUCAGCUGUUUUGUUGGGUCUUACCCAGUGACCGGGAGCUUCUCAAGAACUGCUGUAAACUCUCAGAGUGGGGUGAAAACUCCAGCAUCAGGCAUAUUCACAGGUGUUCUGAUUGUGCUGGCCCUGUUCACACUCACGCCUUUGUUUUACUACAUUCCUAAAUCAGCUCUGUCUGCUGUGAUUAUCUUUUCUGUGAUACAAAUGGUGGAUGUGAUGGUUGUGAAGAAACUCUGGAAAACCAACAAAAUAGACUUAAUUCCUUUAUUUAUAACCUUCCUCUCCUGUCUCGGAGUUGGAAUGGAGUAUGGUAUAUUGAUUGGUAUAGGUGUCUCUAUGAUCAUUCUUUUGUAUCCAUCUGCAAGGCCAAAAAUAAAGGUAGAACCUGGUGGUGUAAAGGUUGUGAAAUUAGACCAAGGAUUGCUAUUUCCUGCUGUCGAGUAUUUACAGGAGUGUGUCUUAGAGGCAAAUGAAGCAGAUGGCAAGAAUAAUUCCGUUGUGUUGGACUGUAGUCAUGUGUCUGCAUUGGAUUAUACUGCAAUCCAGGGCAUAACUGAGUUAAUAGUGGAUUUCAAGAGCAGAGAGGCCAAGCUCGUGUUUGCAGGUUUUCCAAAAAAUGUACUGAAACAUUUACAAGUAGCAGACAUACCAGAGUUGACAGUUAGUUCAACAGUCCAGGAGGGCUGCAAGCUUUUACAGGAAGAACUUACCCCCGAGUUUCCAGGAGUUCAACACAUAAAAGUCGAAUACAACUCACGUUUGUGAUGACAAUUAAGUUGUCAAAAUGCAACUUCUUUAUGUGAUAAGUUGAAUUCAAUUCCCCAGAUGUUGUUAAAAAAAAAAAAUUGAAUUCAACCCCCUGCUGUGAUAAGUUUAUAUAUAGGUGCCUUGCUAUAUAAUAUACUGUAGACAGCAUGAGUUUUAAGAUGUUGGUACAAUUACCUAUUGUAAAAUGGCAAAUCAUCAUUUUAUAGUUAGUAUGUAUAUAUCUACUUGAACGUGUACUUAUAUCAUUGGACUCUAUGUUUUUGGCUCAUUUACAAUCACUCAGAGAGCAGUUUUAAACUAUGCAGUUUAGCUACAUGUACAUGUAUUGUGACUGAGCAGAGCUCAUUUAAUACCACAUUCAGUACUUAUAUCAUGAUCAUGAUAUACUAUCAUUUGUUUUGAUAAUGGUGCCAAAAACUGUAAUGCACAAUUAAAUCAUGUCGAAACAGAAUGAUAUUGUAAAUUUAGUUUUCUUUUUAUAUUAAAAUUGAUGUUCAGCUUUGUUGUUUUUUUUUUUGUUCAUUUUACGUGUAUCAAAUUUUUUGUGCAUUGUUUCAUUAAGCUAUAAUUUUAGUAUACCGGUACAUGUACAUGUAUAAUUACAGUGCUAAAAUUGUUGUAUGUGUAUCAAGUUGUUUGUGCAUUGUUUCAUAAAACCAUAAUUUUUAAUAUACAUGUAUAAUUAUUAUUGAGCAAAGUGUAUAUUGGUUAAAGAUUGUAUCAUUAUUGCGAUGAAAAGAUAAUGAUGAAAGUUAAAAUCCAAAUUAUUGAAGUUUCCAUUGUUAGCACCAAAUUGAGGAUGUUUGCAUCAAGCUUGGGGGAAGUACGGUAACUCAUGCCUUUAUUGUUAUUGUCUGGAGCAACUACAUUGUAUGCCCAUGUAAAAACAAAAAACAAGAGGAAUAUUGUGUAUAUAGAUCGAGUACUAAAUGCGGCUACAUUCCACAUUUAUUAUUAUAAUAGUUAUCUUCCCUUCAGAGUAAAUUUAUAACCUCAUUAUAUUCUAUAAUUUAAUGUCUGUUUGUGUUGGAACAGUUUUUUCUAAAUUUAAGCUUAUCAUAAAUAUGCCCUUUCAAACAAGAUUUACAAUUUUUUUUUAAAAUUCAACCAGCACAUUCUUUCCUGUACCUCAUUUACUUUUACAUUGUAAUUAAUGCAAUCUCCUUUGAUUUAAAUUGUGCAAUAGAUAUAUGUGUACCUAAUUUGUUUAUAUUUCAUUAUUUUUUAUAAUCAUGAUGUUAUAUUUUUUUAAGUAUAUGCCCCCUGAGUGCCCUUCAUUGGUGAACAACUGUA
Molecule: messenger RNA, 3332 nt
Organism: Magallana angulata
Lineage: Eukaryota; Metazoa; Mollusca; Bivalvia; Ostreida; Ostreidae
Product: sodium-independent sulfate anion transporter-like
Exons: 21
Coding region: 69-2036 (655 amino acids)
Biological process (GO): transmembrane transport
Cellular component (GO): membrane
Molecular function (GO): sulfate transmembrane transporter activity
Source: RefSeq, a predicted model, not a curated record